AUGGCGAGAGGCAUGCUCCCUGUAAUCACCAUGGUCGUCGCACUGACGGCCAUGGCUCUAGCGGCGAUCACGCCGAUGGCGAGCACGCCGGUGGAAGACAUAAUCUACGUUAGCUCGGAGAAUGUUGCUUCGGAGGAGAGCAUGCGUGGCCUGUACGAGCGUUGGUACAUGCUCUACAGGCGCGAUGGCGACCCCAUUGACAAGGAGAAGCGCUUCGCCAUCUUCAAGGCAGAGGCCCAUGCUGUGCACAAGCUGAACGAGGGCGGCGCACGCGUGAAACAUAAUCUAAACUGGUUUGCGGACAUGACCCAAGAUGAGUACGCUGAAUCAUUUGCCAAUUGCUCCCCCCUCGAGGUCCGAUCCCGCAACGAGAGAAAGCUCAACCUUCACCAGCCUAGCGAGUACUACCCCGACAAGCUGCCACUCACCGUUGACUGGCGGACUGUGGAUGGUGUUCUCACCAGCGUGAAGCACCAGGGGAAUUGCGGAAGCUGCUGGGCUAUUGCUGCUGCACAGGCGAUGGAGAGUGUCCACUUCCUCAAGAACAAGAAGCGCGUCAACGUCUCUAGUCAGGAAAUGGUUGACUGCACCAACGGGAAUAACGGUUGUAAAGGCGGUCGUGCUUCCAGGGCCUUUCAAUAUGUCAUAAACAAGCAUGGCAUCCAUUCUUCGGAGCAGUACCCGUAUGUGGGAAAUGGGUCGCACUGCACCACUCCCGCAGGACCUCCCGUCAUGUCCAUCGGGAGGUUUAUAUUCGUGCAUCGACAUAAUGAGAAGAAGCUCAUGGACGCUGUGGCCCUCGCGCCCAUCGUUGUUUCUAUUCGGGGAACCAACUCCAGCGAGUUCAUGCGCUACAGUGGCGGCAUCUUCAGAGGGCCCUGCGACACCGAGAAACGGCACCAAGCCCUACUCGUGGGCUACGGCACGAUGCCAAGUGAUGAUGCCAACGAUCCCGGCGUCAAGUAUUGGGUGGUGAAGAACUCGUGGGGGGUGUCGUGGGGAGAGAGGGGCUACAUGCGUAUCGAGCGCGGUCAUGAGGCUGAUGGUGGCCUCUGCGGCAUUAUGAGGUACCCACUGUACCCAGCACAUCCGAAAUAG
Messenger RNA from Lolium perenne, 1098 nucleotides. Its product is annotated as ervatamin-B-like. The record is from RefSeq and is a predicted model, not a curated record. Gene Ontology annotation, biological process: proteolysis. Lineage: Eukaryota; Viridiplantae; Streptophyta; Magnoliopsida; Poales; Poaceae. Gene Ontology annotation, molecular function: cysteine-type peptidase activity.